AUGCCGACUCUCCUCGUUUCGAACUUCAACAUUGCCUGUGCGGUCCUGGGCGGAUUCAUCACUCUGUUCGGCCUGGUUAGCUACCUCUUCAAGGAGCGUUUCUAUCUCUCGGAAGCAUUGAUAUCACUGGUUGCCGGCAUCAUCUUUUCUCCACACGCCACGAAUUUUGUCAACCCGCUCGAAUACGCCGGUGGCUCGCCGGAAACCCUCGAGCAUAUCACACUUUACUUCUCCCGUCUUGUCUUGGGCGUUCAACUCGUCCUUGCCGGUGUCCAGCUUCCUAGUCGUUAUCUGUACACCGAAUGGAGGUCUCUGGCCCUCCUGCUGGGACCCGGCAUGACCGUCAUGUGGCUGUGUGCCAGUUUGUUGAUCUGGGCCAUGGUGCCGCACCUGGGCAUCCUGCACGCUCUGGCCUGCGGUGCCUGCGUCACUCCCACCGACCCCGUCUUGUCCAAUUCCAUCGUCAAGGGCAAGUUCGCCGACAAGAACAUCCCGAAGCCCCUGCAGAAGAUCAUCAUCGCCGAAUCGGGCGCCAACGACGGCCUCGGUUAUCCCUUCCUGUUCUUGGCCUUGUAUCUGAUCAAGUACACGCAGAUGGGAGGCGCCGGGCAGUCGGGCGGGGCGGCCAAAGCCAUGGGAUAUUGGUUCGGCGAGACCUGGGGAUACACCAUCCUACUCAGUGUCGCCUAUGGAGUGGCCGUGGGUUGGAUCGCAAAGGAGCUCCUGCACAGGGCCGAAGAAAGGAAAUUCGUUGACAGAGAGAGUUUCUUGGUGUUUGCCAUAACUCUGGCCCUCUUCAUCACCGGCACCUGUGGAAUGAUCGGCUCCGACGAUGUCCUCGCCUGUUUCGUGGCUGGGAAUGCUUUCACCUGGGAUGAUUGGUUCCGGAUCGAGACAGCCGACGACUCUCUGCAACCGACGAUCGACAUGCUGCUCAACAUAUCCAUUUUCCUCUGGUUCGGCGCCGUCUGUCCGUGGGCCACUUUUCGGACCAACGACAUCGUCCCUCUGUAUCGACUGAUCUUUCUGGGGAUUUUGAUUCUCCUUCUCCGCCGGCUACCCGUCAUUUUGGCCAUGCACAAGAACAUCCGUGAGAUUGAGGAAUUUCAUCAGGCUGCGUUUGUGGGCUUUUUCGGCCCCAUUGGCGUGUCGGCCAUCUUCUAUCUCUACCUUAGCCUGGACUUCCUUAACCAGAUCACGGUCGACGGAGAGGUCCGGGAAGAUGCCCGACAUCUGGGAGAGGUGAUGCGGGUGGUGGUCUGGUUCUUGGCAAUCUGCAGUAUUGUCGUCCACGGUCUGUCAGUGCCGCUGGGAAAAUUGGGCUAUCAUCUUCCCAGGACCAUGUCACAGGCGCUCAGCAGCGAGAGAGAGGAGGAUGAGCCUGAAUUAUCUGUACAUCAUCAUCAGCGGCGAGGGAUCCAACUACGCCGGAGAAAGAAAGUGGGCCGAAGUGACCAGGCACCGGCUGCUGGGGCUUUCGUUGUCGGUCGCCUACGUCCGCAACAUGACAGCGCACAAGGAGGUUCGGACGAACCUCACCGGCCGGUUCAGUUCAUCAACAUGCCGCCAGCGGGGGCUCAAACACCUGUUCACGAAGGACGCGAGACAGGAGGAUCUAUCGAACCAUAG
Molecule: messenger RNA, 1629 nt
Organism: Capronia coronata CBS 617.96
Lineage: Eukaryota; Fungi; Ascomycota; Eurotiomycetes; Chaetothyriales; Herpotrichiellaceae
Exons: 2
Coding region: 1-1629 (542 amino acids)
Biological process (GO): regulation of membrane potential; sodium ion export across plasma membrane; proton export across plasma membrane
Cellular component (GO): plasma membrane
Molecular function (GO): sodium:proton antiporter activity
Source: RefSeq, a predicted model, not a curated record